Messenger RNA from Oreochromis aureus, 4424 nucleotides. It is a transcript of the gene atp8b4, whose product is annotated as ATPase phospholipid transporting 8B4. Bases 397 to 4038 code for a protein of 1213 amino acids. Gene Ontology annotation, molecular function: ATP binding; magnesium ion binding; ATPase-coupled intramembrane lipid carrier activity. The record is from RefSeq and is a predicted model, not a curated record. NCBI's taxonomy places the organism in Eukaryota, Metazoa, Chordata, Actinopteri, Cichliformes, Cichlidae. Gene Ontology annotation, biological process: phospholipid translocation; Golgi organization. The transcript is spliced from 29 exons. Gene Ontology annotation, cellular component: plasma membrane.
UCCUGUUUAGCUCUUUUUCACUUGGUUGCCAGGGUGACACGUCUGAAAAGCGUAGCCUACCUGCUCCACACAGUAAACAUACUUCUUUUUUUUCUGUUUCGUGUUUUGCCAAGAGACCGGGCUGAGUAAGGGAGAGAGGGGGGGGGAGAAAGAGGUGUUCAUUGCAGCACACUCACACUCACUCACUUCCACUUCUCCCAGAAGAAGAGGGCUGCAGCUUCAUCACCAUGUCGCGGCUCUCGGAAGAGGGCGACAGGGUCCGCUGCGAAGAAAUCAGCGGAAGGCGCUACUUGAAAUAAAUGGUCGCCGGUAAAUGACAGGAUACAUGGAGAUAACACAAGUCUGCGCCUGUGAGAAAUCUGUGCAAGGGAAACCCUCGGGAGGUCCCAGGAGAAGAUGGAGGCAUUCUGGAGAAGAAAACCUCAUGUUGAGAAAGAGCGCCGCGUGAAAGCCAACGCGUGGGACUACAAUGACAGGUUCUCUUAUGCCGAUAAUCGCAUCAAAACCUCAAAGUACAAUAUCUUCACCUUCCUGCCCAUCAACUUGUUUGAGCAGUUCCAGAGGGUGGCAAACGCUUACUUCUCAGUGCUCUUAAUACUGCAGUUAAUUCCAGAAAUAUCCUCCCUGUCCUGGUUCACAACCAUCGUGCCUUUGGUGUUUGUGCUCGUGAUCACGGCUGUUAAGGACGCCACAGAUGACUAUUUCCGAUACAAGAGCGACCAACAAGUCAACAACCGGCAGUCACAGGUUCUCAUCAGAGGAAGUUUGCAGAAUGAAAAAUGGAUGAAUGUUCGAGUAGGGGAUAUCAUCAAACUAGAGAACAAUCAGUUUGUUGCUGCAGACAUCCUCCUUCUCUGUAGCAGUGAGCCUUAUGGUCUGUGCUAUGUUGAGACUGCAGAGCUAGAUGGAGAGACCAAUCUAAAAGUCCGCCAGGCUUUAACCGUUACCUCAGAUUUGGGAGACAUUUCUAAACUGAUGGACUUUGAUGGAGAAGUCAUUUGUGAGCCUCCAAACAACAAGCUGGAUAGGUUUACUGGAACAUUAUACUGGAAAGGCAAUAAAUAUCCUCUGGAUAAUGAAAAAAUGCUUCUGCGGGGCUGUGUACUCAGAAACACUGAGUGGUGCUUUGGAAUGGUCAUAUUUGCUGGCUCACAAACCAAACUGAUGCAGAACUGUGGAAGGACGAAACUGAAAAGGACCAGUAUUGACAAACUCAUGAACACUCUGGUUUUGUGGAUUUUUGCCUUCCUUAUUUGUAUGGGAGUUGUUUUGGCAAUUGGACACACUAUUUGGGAGACGUAUGUUGGCACAAACUUCAGAGUGUUUUUGCCGUGGGACACGUUCCAGAUUAGCGCUGUGUUCUCUGGAUUCCUCACCUUCUGGUCCUACAUCAUCAUCCUCAACACUGUUGUGCCCAUCUCGCUGUAUGUCAGUGUGGAAGUCCUGCGACUUGGUCACAGUUACUUCAUUAACUGGGACCGGAAGAUGUACCACAGCCCGAUGGGCACUGCAGCCGAAGCUCGCACCACCACCCUGAAUGAGGAGCUGGGCCAAGUGGAGUUCAUCUUCUCUGACAAGACAGGCACCCUGACCCAGAACAUCAUGGUCUUCAGCAAGUGCUCCAUUAAUGGACAGAUGUAUGGUGAUGUCUACGAUGAAUUUGACCAGAAGGUGGAAAUUACAGAGAAAACAGCCUGCGUGGAUUUUUCCUUCAACCCUCUCUGCGACAGAAGGUUCAAGUUUUUCGACAGCAGCUUGGUCGAAGCCAUCAAAAUGGAGGAUCCUGCAGUGCAGGAGUUUUUCAGGCUGCUGGCCUUGUGUCACACUGUCAUGCCAGAGGAGAAGAGCGAAGGAAAUUUGGUGUACCAGGCACAGUCACCUGAUGAGGGAGCACUGGUCACUGCGGCGCGAAACUUUGGGUUUGUCUUCCGGGCGCGAACCCCAGAAACCGUCACACUGUGUGAGAUGGGACGAACCGUCACCUACCAGCUUCUGGCCAUACUGGACUUCAACAACGUGCGCAAGAGAAUGAGUGUCAUUGUGAGAAGCCCAGAAGGCCAGAUUAAACUCUACUCCAAAGGCGCUGACACGAUUAUUUUUGAACGUCUGGAUCCAUCCAGUGAAAACCUUAUGUACACUACCUCAGAACACCUCAGUGAAUUUGCUGGGGAAGGGCUUCGAACAUUAGCUCUGGCCUACAAAGACCUCGAUGAAGAUUAUUUUAAAGUUUGGAUGAAGAGGCUUCUCUUUGCCAGCACUGUAAUAGAGAAUCGUGAAGAUCAGCUUGCUGUCCUUUACGACGAGAUUGAACUGGGCAUGAAGCUUCUAGGAGCCACGGCAAUUGAAGACAAACUUCAGGAGGGAGUUCCAGAGACCAUCGCCUGCCUAAAUCUAGCUGACAUUAAAAUCUGGGUCCUUACAGGGGACAAACUAGAGACAGCAAUGAACAUUGGGUACUCCUGCAACAUGCUGCGAGAUGACAUGAAUGAGGUGUUUGUUAUCUCCGGCCACUCCCUGCAGGAUGUGCAGCAGCAGCUCAGGAGCGCCAAAGAGCACAUCCUCGGCCUGAGUCGCGUGAGCAGUGCAGGACAUGUUGAGAAGACUGAUGCGUUUGCAGAUGAUUCUGUGUUUGAAGAAGCUAUAAUUGCAGAGUAUGCCUUAGUUAUCAAUGGACACAGUCUGGCUCACGUUCUGGAGCCCCAGCUGGAGCACAUCCUGUUGGAUUUGGCCUGUCUAUGUAAAACGGUGAUCUGCUGCCGGGUAACGCCAAUGCAGAAAGCUCAGGUGGUGGAGCUGGUAAAGAGGCACAAGAGAGCUGUCACCUUGGCCAUAGGAGAUGGAGCCAAUGAUGUCAGCAUGAUCAAGACUGCUCACAUCGGUGUUGGGAUCAGCGGACAGGAGGGGAUGCAGGCUGUUCUGGCCUCAGAUUACUCCUUUGCCCAGUUCCGGUACCUGCAGAGGCUCUUGCUGGUUCACGGACGCUGGUCUUACUUCCGCAUGUGUAAUUUUCUGGGAUAUUUCUUCUACAAGAACUUCGCCUUCACCCUGGUGCACUUCUGGUACGGUUUCUUCUGCGGCUUCUCAGCUCAGACUGUGUAUGACCAGUGGUUCAUCACCCUCUUCAACAUUGUCUACACAUCGCUGCCAGUACUAGCAAUGGGACUGUUUGAUCAGGAUGUCAAUGACCAGAACAGCCUUCGCUACCCAAGUCUGUACAAACCCGGCCAGCAAAACCUUCUCUUCAACAAGCGUCAGUUUUUCCUGUGCACACUGCAGGGGAUGGCCACGUCAUUCCUGCUUUUCUUCAUUCCCUACGGGGCUUUCCCUCUCAUGGUGAAAGAAGACGGCUCCCCCUUUUCAGACCAACAGGCGUUUGCCGUCACCAUAGCAACGUCCUUGGUCAUUGUUGUAAGUGUUCAGAUCGGACUCGACACGCACUACUGGACUGCAGUCAAUCACCUCUUCAUAUGGGGGAGCCUGAUGGUGUACUUUGCCAUAUUAUUUGCAAUGCAGAGCGACGGCUUGUUUGGCAUUUUUCCGAGCAGUUUCCCAUUUAUCGGCACGGCUCGUAACUGUCUGUCAGAGAAGAGUGUGUGGUUGGUUGUUCUGCUCACCACUGUGGUGUGUGUUAUGCCUGGCUUAGUCGUCAGGUUCCUCAGAGUGGAUCUCUUCCCGACGUUGACAGACAAGGUUCGUCGUCUCCAACAGUCCAGGAAGAAACAAGGACCUCAGGAACAGAACCUGAGGCGAGUACGCAGGACAAGCUCCCGCCGCUCUGCCUACGCCUUCUCCCACCAACAGGGCUUCGGCGAGCUGAUUACCUCAGGCAAAAACAUAAGGAGGAGCACAGUCUCUUCACUUUGCGCUCCCGAAAGAAUAGCACAAAGCCACAGCUCCAGCUGGAUAGAAAACAUGUUAAAGAGGAAGAAUGAAGUUUCCUGUGCCUCACCUGAAAGUGAAGGUGGAGCACCAGAAAGCGGCAACAGAGCAAUACAGACUCGAAGCAAAAAAAGCACGCAGACUGAACUCGACAUUUAAGACACUGCAUACAGUAAAGGGUACCGUAUGCAUGGAUCCUACAGACCAAGCACAAUUUUGAGUGAAUCUUUGCUCAAAUCAGCUACACAAAUGUACCUCAGUUAUUUUUGUUGUUUUUUUUUGUUUUUUUUUAAAAAGUGCGAGUUAUGCGGACACUGAAUGUUAUAAAUGCCAGCCAAAACAUAAUUAAACGAGGGAACCAUUCCCGAAUGAACAAAGAAAUUGGCAAACCCUCACUCUGACAGCAUAGGUUAUUUUUCAUGACAAUAUUUGCAUGAAUUGCAAAAGUUAAACAUUUAUCGUUGCUCAGAAAUAAUCCAGUUUGACCUUAGUUUUGUACCAUUAUAAUGGCAUGGCCUCUUCUGAUUAAUAAAGACGUUUCAGUA